AUCGAGCUGUUUCAACUAUUCUUCCCCGAUAAGCUCCUCGAUGAAUUGGCCUACUACACCAAUAGUUUGGCCAAAGAAUACUACCGGAAGUCAAAAAAUACAACUGCGGAGUUCGCUCAGGAAUGGAAGCCUAUAUGUAGGCAGGAACUCUAUGCAUAUCUUGGAGUUGUGCUUUAUAUGGCACUUCAUAGUGAGCCUUCAAUCGGUGACUAUUGGAAGAUACCCGAUGGCUUUUUUCCGGACCAUCCUGUAAGGUACUACAUCUCGCGCAAUCGAUUUGAACAGAUUGAUCGCUUUCUCUACUGUACAGAGCCUGGGCAAUCAUUCGAAAGCCCAUUUGGAAGAGUCAUUCAUCUCUCUGAUUACAUCAAAACCCGUGCACAAAAGUACUACAAGCCUGGUCCCAAUCUUGCUGUAGAUGAGAUGAUUCAGCGCUUUCAAGGGCGAGCCUCUGAGAUUGUCAACAUUCCCCAUAAGCCUACGCCAAAAGGCUUUAAAAUUUGGGUCCUGGGAUGUUCCGGAUAUAUCCUCAACUGGAUGUUCCACGCAAAAGGCAAGGAUCGUGGACCUGUUGAACUGGAUCCUAUUUGGGUAGAAUACGGUUUUAUCCCUACCGAAGCAGUACCACUUACGCUUGUACUUCACCGCGAUCCACAUACUGGACAAAGGAUGCUUGAAGCGAAUAAGCAUAUAGUCUGGUUUGACAAUUUGUUUACGACAAUUCCACUUCUGGAAACACUACGUGAGUUAGGUAUUGGAGCUGCUGGAACUGUACGUACAUUACGUACAAAGCGAGAGGAGUAAUGGGAUGCAGAAGAAGAAGCUGCCAUUUCUGGGCAGAGAAGGGAGGCCGAGGCUACAGCAUCGAUACAACCGUCCUCACAAUACCCCACUCGCACUGCUGUUGUAGAGGCCUACAACUCUCAGUCAAUAUCCACUGGAUUUAGCCAAUCAGAAUCCCUACCAUUGACCUUGCAGCGCCAGAGGAAAAACCGUCAUAUUAUAGAGUUACUCUCCCCUCGUGAGAAAUUCUCAGAUAGGCUUAUGAGUAUCAAGUUAACCUACAACAAUCGAGUUGUAUGGGGAACCCAAUACUGAGAGCUUUCAGCCAAGAAAUCAGUCAUUCAACUUGCUUGGAAGGAUGCUCAAAUCGUCCUAUUUGCAAGUACCGUUGCACUUCCUCAUGAAUAAGUGGUCCAGCUCUGCAAGCGGCCAGCCGCAACAGCAACCGGAGCGAAUAUUAUACGUAAAGUAUUUGGAGAUCAGCCUGUCAAGUAUCUCCCAAUACCGACAAUUGUGGAUUGCUAUAACCAUAGUAUGGGUUCUGUGGACCAAGCAGCGCAACUCAUGACGACCUACGAUACCCAAAGAGUUAAAAGAAAGACAUGGAAGCCACUAUUCUUCUUCCUAUUGAAUGUGGCCAUUAACAACUCCUUUUUGUUG
Molecule: messenger RNA, 1443 nt
Organism: Tuber aestivum (summer truffle)
Lineage: Eukaryota; Fungi; Ascomycota; Pezizomycetes; Pezizales; Tuberaceae
Source: the annotation of a GenBank genome assembly